AUGGCUAAUCUUGAGUUUGAGCAAGAUGGGGUUUCAACACCAUUUUCAUAUACACCGCCAACUCACUACACUCUGAAAAUAGAGUCAUUUUCGUUGCUAAAGAAGCAUUCAGCGGAUAGAUUUGAGUCGGGGGAGUUUGAUGCUGGAGGAUACAAAUGGAAACUGGUGGUGUACCCAAAUGGAUACAAGAAGAAGAAUGUGGAAGACCACAUCUCUGUCUAUCUAGAAAUGGCUGGAGCAGAAUCACUUGAGACUGGUUGGGAAGUAUUUGUUGAUUUUAGAUUGUUUUUACUUGAUCAGAAUAAGGGAAUCUACUUGGUUCUUCAGGGUAUACAUACAUACAUUAUAUAUUAUCUGUCUAAGAUGUGCUUGCACGUGGCGAUGCUCGAAGUAGGUUUUGAUAGAGUUGUCCCUCUGAAAGCAUUUGCUGAUGCUUCCAAUGGCUAUCUCAUUGAUGAUACUUGUGUGUUUGGAGCCGAGGUCUUUGUUUGUAAGGAAAGAAGAGCGGGCAAGGCAGAGUGCCUACCACCAAGGAUCAACAAUGCUGUUAUUGUAUCAAAAGAAAACAAUGAUUUUAUGAACAAGUAUGUUUGGAAGAUUGAGGAAUUUUCAAAGUUAAAACCCGAACGCUUGGAAUCAAAACCAUUCAAUGCUGGAGGGCAGACAUGGAAGAUACAGCUCUAUCCCAAGGGAGAUAGCCAUGGAAAGCAUACUCAUGUUUCUCUUUGCUUAACAUUGGCUAAUCCAGAGAAGCUAUCUACUGCCUCCAAAAUACUUGCACAGUUUACUCUUCGCAUCGUAGAUCAAUUAAACGCCAAGCAUUUUUUUCGUCAAGCUAGUAAUUGUUUCAGAGCCUCGAGUCCCUCUUGGGGUUGGUCUAAUUUCAUUAUGUUGGGCUUUUUCAAAGAGAGAGACAAGGGUUAUUUGGUGAUGAAUACUUGCGUAGUCGAGGCAGAGGUCACUGUCCGCUCAUAA
Molecule: messenger RNA, 975 nt
Organism: Prunus dulcis (almond)
Lineage: Eukaryota; Viridiplantae; Streptophyta; Magnoliopsida; Rosales; Rosaceae
Exons: 6
Coding region: 1-975 (324 amino acids)
Molecular function (GO): protein binding
Source: RefSeq, a predicted model, not a curated record